ACCGGCGGCGCCACCGGAGUGGCCAGGCCGGGCUGGGCUGGGCCGGGUGCAGCGUUCUCCGGGCAGCCGUGCCGGCGCGGGGGAGGCGGAGGGUCUGGUCCCACCGCCGUCCUUCGCUAUCUGGCGAGGGCCAAAUGGAUGCUCAGUGGCGUCAGGGCGGCCGGGGCCGCGGCCGCGCCAGGCCCGGGGACGAGCUCGCCGCUCGCUCUGGGGCGGCCGCCCGGCCCCCGGCCGCUCGGGGCCGCGGCGGUGCCCGCGCUGCGGCAGCGGGGGCCAUCGGCGACGGGGCCAGCGAAUUGUCUUCACUAAAGAAAUUUGAUGAAAUUAAGAAGGCCAAUCAGGCUGCAGCAAAAAAGCUAGUGGAAGACCAAUUAAGCUCCUCAUCUGAAGAUGAUGAUGAAGAUGCUGAAGCAAAACAAGGGAAGAUUUUGGACAAAACAUUUACCAUUUACACCAGUCAAACUGAUGGAGAUGCGAGUGAGCUGGAACGUACAAGACAGUACAUGAACGAAGCUUUUCAGUCAGGGGCCAUGACAUGUCUCAUCUGCAUUGCUUCAGUUAAAAGGAACCAAGCUGUCUGGAGCUGUUGUGGAUGCUUUUGUAUAUUUCAUCUGGUGUGUAUCCAAAAGUGGGCCAAGGACAGCCUCUUCCUUGUAUCUUCUCCUCUGACAGAUGAUGAUUUUGGGAAGAAAGACUAUCCCUGGCCAUGUCCAAAAUGUAGGUUUGAAUACAAACGCUCUGAAACUCCCAGUAGGUAUUACUGUUACUGUGGAAAAGUGGAGAAUCCAGCAGUGGACCCAUGGCUGGUACCUCACUCCUGUGGUCAAAUAUGUGAGAGGGAAUUCAAGCCCUCCUGUGGUCAUAAAUGUUUGCUGCUUUGUCAUCCAGGACCGUGUCCACCUUGCCCCAAGAUGGUCACAACAACCUGUCACUGUAAGAAAGCCAAAGCAGUGCCCCGACGGUGCAGUGCCAAGGAGUGGUCUUGCCGCCUGCCGUGUGGACGAACAUUGCUAUGUGGACAGCAUGUUUGUGAGAAUCCCUGUCAUGCAGGAGAUUGUCAGCCUUGUCCACGUGUCAGUAAACAACGGUGUAUCUGUGGGAGACAGACUGCGGAGAGACUUUGUGCAAGCCCUCAGUGGCAGUGUGAUCAGGUGUGUGGGAAGUGUUUGCCAUGUGGCAAUCACACAUGUGAACAAGUUUGUCAUGCUGGUCCCUGUGGAGACUGUCCUCGUUCUGGAAAAAGGUCCUGUCCAUGUGGAAAAACAAAGUUUACAUUGCCUUGUACAGAAGAUGUGCCCACCUGUGGUGAUAGUUGUGACAAAGUUCUGGAAUGUGGCAUCCAUAAAUGUUCACAGCGCUGUCAUCGGGGUCCCUGUGAAAUAUGCAGGCAGGAGGUUGAAAAGCAGUGUCGCUGUGGGAAGCACACCAAGCGCAUGCCGUGCCAUAAGCCAUACCUGUGUGAAACCAAGUGCACUAAAAUCCGGGACUGUCAGAAGCACCAGUGCCGCAGGAAGUGCUGUUCUGGAAACUGUCCACCUUGUGAUCAAGUCUGCGGGAGGACUCUCGGCUGCAGAAAUCACAAAUGCCCUUCAGGCUGCCACAGAGGUAGUUGUAAUCCAUGUCCGGAGACUGUAGAUGUGAAAUGCAGUUGUGGAAAAACUGUCAUUAAAGUGCCCUGUGGCAGAGAGCGCACCAUCAAACCUCCCAAAUGCAAGCAGCUGUGCAGUCGGCCACCCACCUGUCACCAUUCUACCCAGGAGAAACACUAUUGUCACUUUGGGCGGUGCCCUCCGUGUCGCCAGCCCUGCCAGAAAACCUUAACGUGUGGCCAUUUGUGCCCUGCUCCCUGCCACGACGAAGCACUUGUGAAGCAAACCGGCGUACAUCAGUCUGCAGGGCCUUGGGAGCAGUCAUCUGAGCCAGCCUUCAUUCAGACUGCACUGCCGUGCCCUCCCUGUGAGGUUCCUAUACCAGUGGAGUGUCUUGGACAACAUGAGGUUAGUCCGUUGCCAUGUCACUCUGCAAAUCCCUACUCAUGUAAGAGAUUUUGUGGGCGGCUUCUUGAUUGUCAGAAUCAUACCUGUAUGAAAGAAUGUCAUCAUGUUACUAAAUCAAACAGUAGUGCAGAUGGAAAGAAGGCGGGUCCAGAAUGUUCACAGUGUGAAGAGGAGUGCACCAAGCCCCGGCCAGCUGGCUGUCCUCACCGAUGUGUUUUGCCCUGUCAUCCUGGGGAUUGCCCAUCAUGUCUCCAGAUGCUUAAAAUAAAGUGUCACUGCAAACUAUCAGUACUGUAUAUUGAAUGCUUAAAACUAACAUGUGCUGAUGUAAAAGAAAAGGAGCUUCUUAUUUCCUGCAGAAAUCAGUGUCCAAAAGAGUUGCCCUGUGGUCACCGGUGUAAAGAGAUUUGCCAUUCAGGUAGCUGUCCUCUUAAUUGCAGCCAGAAGGUUAAACUCCGAUGUCUGUGUAAGAGACUGAAAAAGGAAGUGCAGUGCAGCAAGAUACAAGAGGGCCAAGUUUCACUGGAAUGUGAUGCAUUAUGCAAGGAAAUGAAGCGGAAAGCAUAUGAGAUAAAAGAAGCAGAAGCCAAAGCUGCUCUUGAAGAGGAGAAGCGAAGACAACAGGCUGAACUGGAAGCUUUUGAAAAUAGAUUAAAAGGGCGAAGAAAGAAUAAGAGAAGAAAGGAUGAGGUAGAAGUUGAACAAUCAUCAUGGCAAAAGUACAAGAACUUCAUUAUGCUGCCAGUGUUCGGAGUUGCUGUUGUGAUGGUUGCAUGGCUUAUGGUCUACAAUGACUGAAAACAACUCAAUAUUUCAUAUACCUCAGUUGGACUUUAGGUAGCUACAAUGUUAGUUUGUGUGUAACAGAACUUAAUAAGCAUAGAUUAUGUAUGUAUACUCUUUGCUAAGAAAAAUGUAGAGGAGAGAAGAAAUGCCACCUUUUAUGUUAUUACAGUCACAGCACAAAACUGAAGUCAGACACUGAAAGUAAUAGUAGAUUCUAGUCUACACUGAAGUGCUGAUAGUUUGACUGGGAUUUGUUAACAUCUCUUCUAUUAUUCUGUUAUUUUUCCUUGUCUCCAUUUCAUAAUAUUAAGAAUAGCUUAUUAUAAAAUGGUUUAUUGAAUAUAUGUUUCCUGUAAAAUCAGCUUAGUUGUUUAUUGAAGGUUAGUGUUCUUAUGCUCAUCUUUGUUGUAUCACACAAUAAUUCUAUGCUUCACGCCAGUGUUAAUUAUGGCAACUAACAGGGAACCUUUGGUCACUUAGGCUUGCUUAUUCUAGGGCCUUGUUCAGAGCUUUGUUCAGGUAAAGGAAAUGUGAACUAUCUUUCAAUUCAGCUGUAUCACAAACAAAACAGUGCCCUCCCCCUUACAAACGGUGGGGUUUGCUUUUUUGUUGUUUAACCCCACCCCUUCCCACCCUUGUUUCCUCAAAAUUGAACUAAUUGAAAAGUUCCUUUAGUGGACAGAUGCAUAUGCUAACAUGGAUGUGAAGAAGUUUCAAGGUACAAGGCUGCAUUCUCACUAUUGCCCCAACUGCCAGCAGCAGAAAAACAAUUUGAAAUUAAACUUAAAAGUAGCAAUUGACUGUUCAUAUGGAUAAAUGGCAGAGUUGGCUAUUUGCACAGGUGUGCAAAAAUAUAAUUAGACAGUAUAUAUACAGUUAUAUGAUGUUCUGAAGCCAGCUGGAUGGUACUUGGUAGUCACAUUUAAACCAUCUAGCUGAACUUCCAAAUGUUUAAAUAUUUUCUUACUGACACUUUUGAAUACCUUGCUUUAGAUUAUCAGUAUUCAUUGGUAGAACUGGAAGGUUUUUAUCUGGCUUCACGAUUAUCAGAGAAGCUAUGUAGUCUCAGUUGAGAGACUGCAAGUUCAUUUCAGAAAUGGGGAGAUCAGAAAACUGAAUUUUUAAACCUCUGCUAGAAACUUUUUGCUGAUACUUGAGUAUUGCAGGUUACUGCAAAGUGAUUACAAGCUCCUACAAAAAAUGGGGUGCAUGGCCAACAGGUAUUAGUAUUAUGCCCUUGUAAUUCAGGCAUAUAAUUUCAUCACAAAUCCUGCAAAAGCAGUGGGACCAUUUGUAUGAGUUAGAAGAAAACAUUGCAGUUUGCUUGAAAAUCCUUUUGGUUGAUUUUUGACUUAAUGGAAAGGGACCCAGUAUUAAUUUAAACAGAUUAUCCUAUUGUAAUUCUGAUUCAGCAGCAAGAAGAUAAGAUAGAAAAGCUGCAAAAAGGCAGAAGCUUUUGAUGACAUAGAUAAAGAAAUCAGGGAUAAAAUUAGUUUCUUUUCAGUUUUUCAUAGAUGUUUGGUGAAUGAGGAGAAAGUUACUUUGUUUUUAAAUUAAAUUUUAGAGAUGCGUAUUACUUAUGUGUCAGACCAUUGGUAUUUGAAGUUGUAGAAUUAAUUGAAACUACACUCACAAAGUUGUGUCUCCAUUGAAUUUCUUAUUUUCUAGUAUAAAAGGUAAACAUUGUUUCAUAUUGUUGCUUUAACUUUUUUCUAUCAUAUUAAUGCCUGGAAGAUAAUUUCAGAUAUAAGUAUGUUUAACCAAAGUGAGGUGAUGCUAUUGUAUUGUGACUGCAAAUGUCAGUAACUCUUCUGUCACUAAGGAAAAAGGAGAGAUAUUUUUGUUCAGAUGAAGUAAAAUGUGAUGCUUUAUCCAAAAGUACAAAAAGAUACCUUUCUGGCUGAAAUAUGGAAAUCAACAUGAAUGAGAACUUUGUGGAAACAGCUUUUAUCUUGCAUGACUAUCACUAAUUUUUUUUAUUUACUGCUAGCUUUAAAAUAAUUACAAUGGAAAGUUUAUCCUUGCUUAUACAGCAAAGAGAAGAAAUCUCUCUCUAGUGAGUUAUACUAAUUAACUGCACUUAUUAGAUGUUUGAAGAAGUCCUUAGUAUUCUUUUCUGCAUAUUUGUGGGAAAUACUGGAGAGGAAAAGGCUUCUCAUUGAUCAUCUUCAUUAAAGAUUGCCACGCUUUUUUUCUAUACAAAUUCAUUCUGUUCAUACAAAGGUAUGUGUGAGUGGGCAUAUUCCCUUUCUUAAAGGAUUUGUAUCUCUUCUGAACCUUGCAUAUGCAAGGCAUACCUAUUUUUGAAAUUUUAUUCAAAAUAGUUCUGUAUGUCUUAUCCAACCAUCUGAGUCAUUUGCACUCUGUUGGUCUGCCUGCUGAACCAGAUAUUUAUUUCUUGGCACAAAAAAAAGUGUGGGGGUUCAAGCAAUCUGCAGUUUAAUUAAUCACUAGGUUUUUGUUUGUUUCUUUAAAAUAUUUUUUUUUAGUUAAUAUUUUGCGGGUUUUUUUGUUGGAGCUGCAUGUUGUCAACAACCUUUGAAGUAAAAGAUAGAGAUAAAAUCACCUUUUAUUCAUUAUUGAAAGAUGGUAAUUUUAGAAAAGAAAUUUUGAACUGAAGAUAGGGUUUGGUAGCAGUUUAUAUGUAAUGUACUAUUACAUAAUGUAAUAAGCAAAUAUUUUAAUGUUAACAGCUUACAAAAAAAUGCAUAUUGAUCAGUAUACAUUAAAACAAAUUAAUCUGACCUGCUGUUGAAGGGAAAUUACAGCGGUAGAAGCCUGAUGAUGACUUAACAUGAGGAAUAUUUAGGUAUGUGUAAAGUGAAAAAUCUUGUGGCUUUUCCUGAUUCUGGGUGCAUUGUGGUGAAAAUGUAUCCUUCCAUUGAGCCAAGGUUCUUAAAACUGUUCAGUAUGUUUGGAAUUGGAAACUCCUAGGGCAAGUUUUUUCCCUGUAACAGUAUCAAUCCAUUGUGUGUGUUAAUUUAAUGUAAAAACCAAGUCAGACAAUAAAUAUAUCAAAAACAACUUGAAAAUUUGUUUGUU
Serinus canaria (Common canary) is the source of this 5825-nucleotide messenger RNA. RefSeq names its product nuclear transcription factor, X-box binding like 1 (gene NFXL1). Gene Ontology annotation, biological process: regulation of DNA-templated transcription. Gene Ontology annotation, molecular function: zinc ion binding; RNA polymerase II transcription regulatory region sequence-specific DNA binding; DNA-binding transcription factor activity, RNA polymerase II-specific. Gene Ontology annotation, cellular component: nucleus. The transcript is spliced from 22 exons. NCBI's taxonomy places the organism in Eukaryota, Metazoa, Chordata, Aves, Passeriformes, Fringillidae. The record is from RefSeq and is a predicted model, not a curated record. The coding region runs from base 135 to 2795 and encodes 886 amino acids.